UUCCAUAUUAUUUUUACAUACAAUUCCGCAUUCACGCAGAUAAUAAGAAGCGGAAGAGGCGUUUUGUUUUGAUCCCGCGUCGCCUCUCCUCGCUGCUCUCCUGUCGGGGAGGAAUUCACCUGUCCGGUUAGACGAGUGCAUCACGUGAUCUCAAAGUUUUUAUACGGAGGCGCGUCUCUGCGAAUGAAAUGAUUAAUUAACUCGCUUCCUCGUUCACUCACACAGACAGAAACACAGCGAAGCCAAAACGCAGUCUCACUUUAUCUUAGCAAUUACAUUAAUUUAUUCAUUCAUUUAUUGUUUGAGUAAAAACGGUUUUUUUGGUUAACUUCAGAACUCGGGCGUUUCCGACACUCGGAUAUUCUCAGUGCGAUUCAUAGAGAAAGUUUUUUUUAAUUUUUUGGCGAUGAGCAGCGCGUGGAUUUUGCCUCAGGGGUGUGUGUUGGUGAUGAUGCUGCUGGUGUGUGAGUCGCACGACGCUGAGGAAGGUGCAGUGUUUCUGGAUGAGAAGGCUGCUGUCUCUUUCCUCGGUCGAUCUCUUCUCUAUAACAGCUGGGAUUUCGAGGCCGUGGUCCCUGAUAAUCUGGAGCGGGAGUGCGUGGAGGAGGUGUGCUCGUACGAGGAGGCACGCGAGUGCUUUGAAGACGACGCGGCCACGAAUAACUUUUGGAAAACGUACGUAGAGGCACACUCUCCAGCCCCCUUUGUUGAUGUCAGUGGUCUCGUUGCUGGUUUGGUGGCCUCUGUGCUUCUUGUUGUGAUCGUAGUAGUGCUCUGCUGUUACUGCUGUAAAACAAGGAGGAGACUGAAUCACAGCAGAGGAGGCAGUAUUCCUGUCAGGAUGUCAGCUGACCCUGAGAGACCGGGGGAGGUGAUACCUUUGACCGAUAUCCCAGAAGCCCUUGAGGCUCCGGGGCUCCCGUCCUAUCAGGAGGCUUUAAACAAGUCCGGUCAACAUGACGCCCUUCCCCCUCCUUACACAGGAGACCAGCCUGCUGAACCAGCCAAUGAGACGACAGAAUGAAUCGACGGAAAUGCCAGGAUGUAGGGGUCGGGUUUAGGGUGGGGGGCGU
Acipenser ruthenus (sterlet) is the source of this 1073-nucleotide messenger RNA. It is a transcript of the gene prrg2, whose product is annotated as proline rich Gla (G-carboxyglutamic acid) 2. The record is from RefSeq and is a predicted model, not a curated record. The transcript has 7 exons. Lineage: Eukaryota; Metazoa; Chordata; Actinopteri; Acipenseriformes; Acipenseridae. Bases 407 to 1024 code for a protein of 205 amino acids. Gene Ontology annotation, molecular function: calcium ion binding. Gene Ontology annotation, cellular component: extracellular region.